This is a messenger RNA of Drosophila nasuta, 2955 nucleotides long. RefSeq names its product ric8 guanine nucleotide exchange factor A (gene ric8a). Gene Ontology annotation, molecular function: G-protein alpha-subunit binding; guanyl-nucleotide exchange factor activity. The coding region runs from base 143 to 1897 and encodes 584 amino acids. The record is from RefSeq and is a predicted model, not a curated record. Gene Ontology annotation, biological process: G protein-coupled receptor signaling pathway. The transcript is spliced from 2 exons. NCBI's taxonomy places the organism in Eukaryota, Metazoa, Arthropoda, Insecta, Diptera, Drosophilidae. Gene Ontology annotation, cellular component: cytoplasm.
UAUUUUUGUUUGCACUUCUUGCGCCCGCAGAAAGUAUUGACAUCGGAAUCGGGAGCACAACAAUUCAAUUAAAAUUCAAAUCCCAAUUAGCAAUCAUUGUUCGACUGACGAAGAGCUUCUCACAACAAUCAGAGUUGGCAUCAUGGAUGCGGAGCAGUUGAAACGGCUUGAGAACAAGGAAACCGCCUACAUUGCCGACAUCCUAAGCGAAUUCAAUACAAAGAAUGCAAAUCUGCUGGUCUUUGACAGCUUCCAUGCGAACAACCAAUGGUACGCUCUCUGGCUGGCCAUAUUCGGCAUACUGGACGAUGCAACACUUGCCGCACUCCACACACAAUGCCUCAACACGGUGCGCAUCCUGACGCGCGAUGAAUUCAGUCUGGAGACGCAUUUCAUCGAACCCGAUGUGAACACACUGCUCAGCCUGGCCCGUCUCGAUGGCAGCGGCGAUGACCAGGACUUGGAUCUGUCACAGCUGGCGGAGCCCCAAGCUGCCAUUAUGACCGAGACGCUCAAGUGUUUGUGCAACUUGGUCUAUCAGAAUGAACAAUGUCGGCGUCAAUGCCUGCGACAACAUGCACUCGAUUCGGUGGUUAAACGCCUGGGGAAUGUCUCCACGAUGCAUAGCUAUCCCAGCACCUUGGAGUACCAUGACAUGAAGCUAUUGUUUCUGCUCACCGCACUGGAUCCGUCGGCACGAACCCGUCUACAAAUCGAUCUCAAUGGCAUGACCUAUAUGACCAAGUGGUUGGAUGAUAAGUUGACCGAUGGGACAACGACAACAACGACGACGACGACGACGUGUUUCACCGAUGAGCAGCUCAACACUAUCAUCGAGCUGCUCAAGGUGAUGUUCACGGUGACGAGCACGCCGGAUAAGAGUCCCAACGAGAGCGAAAUCCAAAGUCUGCACUUGACCGGUGUGCUGCGUGAGCUUUUGUUGCGCUUCGGCAGUCUGGCCACUGAGCGGGAACGUGCUGUGGUCACGCAUGCCAUCAAUUUGCUGACAAACAUCACGAGCAGCUGCCUCGUCGAGUUGACCGUUAAGUGCAGCAAUGCCGAAACGGAGACGGAACAGGCAACGGCGGAGACGGAGACGGAUGUGCCACAACCAGCUGAAGGUGCAGAGGCUGCUUCGGCUGCUCCUGCUCCUGUUGCACAGUCCACGCUCAAGUGUUGUGCCCAAUGCUAUGAGCGACGCAAUGUGCGCGGUUUGGGCGUGUUGUUGGACUUCCUGCGCGCCGGUCUAAAUCAGAAGGAUAAUCAAGCGAGCUCCGCGGAACUGUUGUCGCCGGUACUCACGGUGCUGGUGAAAUGUGCGCGCAGCGAUCGCGUGAUGCGGCAUUAUUUGAGGCAAGAGAUCUUGCCACCGCUGAAGGAUGUCAGCCAACGACCGGAGAUUGGCAAUGAGCUGCGCAAUCAUCUAUGCCGAUUCCUCACGCUGCCCGCCAUGAUAUUGCGUGAUCUGUCCGCCGAACUGUUGUUUGUCCUGUGCAAAGAGGAUGUGGGACGCAUGAUCAAGUAUACGGGGUACGGAAAUGCAGCCGGAUUGUUUGCGAAACGCGGCGUCUUGGAUUGUCGACGCAUCGAGACAACGGAAUACUCGUCGGAUAGCGAGGACAGCGACACCGAGGAGUACAAACAGCAACAGCAGAGCUUCAAUCCGGUGCUCGGUUGUGUUGAGCAACCGAAACGAAAUCCCCUCGAAGGCAUGUCCGAGGAGCAAAAGGAGUACGAGGCACUGCAGUUGGUCAAUCUGUUGGAUAAACUGCACCAGGAUGGCAUCGUGCAGCCGGCGCUUAUCGAUAAGGAUGGCAAGGCUCAACCCGUGGGACACAUCCUCCAGCUGCGAGAUGGUCUGCCGCAACAGCAAUUGGAUCAGAAGCGCAAAUCUUAAACAAGUCAGGGGAAAUAUCGGAUAAUAGGAAUCGCAUCGAUCAAAAAAGAAAAACGUAAUGUUCAAAAUGCAAAACAAUCGUUUGGGGUCUUCCUUGCAACAACAACAACAACAAAAACAAACAGAAAAACAACCUUUUUUAUACAGAACCGCAAACGGGAAAUCGUCUUGUUUUUAUUUUAUUUCUUUCGAUCUAAUAGAACAAUUGAUCUAAGUUGUGUGUGUAUUAAGUACUUAGUGCAUAUAAUUCCAUUAUACAAAUAUCUAGUUAGAGAAUGCGAAAACACAAGUCGUUAGCUUUCAAACUUAAAUUUAUUGUCGUACUCGGAGAAAUACAUUUGUUGUCAUUGUCAUUGUCAACCUUAACGCUUAAGCUCAACCAAAAAAAAACCAAAAGAAAUUUCAGAAAUUCAAUAUACGAAUGAAUAAGAAACAACAAAAAAAUUAAAGAAAAUACCCUUGCAGAGUGAAUCUAAUAAUAAUUAUUAAAUAUAAGAGAUACAUUUGUGAAACAAAGAUCAUUUCUAGUAGUGAAUAAUUUUCGGGGCAAAUCGGGAGUCUUCGAACAACCAAAUAUUGCUAGUGGCAACCACUUACAGCAAAAAGUUGAAUACAAAUAAAAAAUAUGAAACUCCCACAACAACUUCUGAUUAAUAAGCAUAAAACCCUCUGCUGGGGUACAAAAAAAAAUUGUAUUUGUGUUUGUGUUAUUCAAAUUAUGAUUUGUAUUAUUAUUAUUUAUUCUCGAGUAUUAUGAUUAAACCAUUUUCAAUGUUUUUUGUUUUUAUUUGAAGCAUACCAUUAACUCCUACUUAUAUAGAGCUUUAUUGUGUUCAAUCUUGAUAGUCAAUGGGCUGCUGUUAAAGUUGCCCGUCGAAUUGCAAUUAACGGUAGUUUUACACUUGUCUUAUGUCGUAUGCAUAGAAUUAAAUAUACAUCUAAUACUAUAUAAAUGGGUCUACUAUAUACAGAAACACGAACAUAUAUGUAUGUAUGUACUUUCAGUUGUUGGAACUCUAUAUACUAUAUAUGCUUAAUAAAAAGUCUCAGCGAACAUC